AUGGUGGAGUUCGUGUUCGUAUUUGGUGCUCAUUCCUGGCUGAAAAAUAUAAUGGGUGGGUUAAUGUCGCUGCAAGACGAGCAGAUCAAAAGCGGACUACAUGUGUCGUUUCAAGGUCACGAAGGUGUGGUAGAGCGGUUGUUUCUACAGGGGUUUUCACUGCGUCAAUACGACAAAGGGUUGGCUUACAUACCCAACAGCAUUAUGCUGGAGAACUCGAUGACAGUGCAGAGCAAGAGUCUGGAUCGACGCCGUGUCGUUCCUGUGCAUCUAAGUCACUCGACACCCACGACAAUACUUCGUCUUUUCAUCCAAGAGCUGGAUAAUCUUCUGACGCAGCACAUGAUUGAUCGUCAAACGAAUACAAAAGGGGACGUGCUGGGUCUCGAGAAGCCCAAAGGUGGCUGGGAUGUGAUGAAUGUGUACGAGCACAGCAAGAAACUUUCGAUCGAAGAGACGCAGUCGCCAGGGCGCUUCUGGAUCAGCAUCGAGGCGCCAUACCUUGUGCAUGUUGUGUAUUACUCCCAGGAGCGGCACAUAAAGGGAAUCCUAGCCGAGAAGACCGAGAUCGUGCUUCAGAUUACUGAGAUGGUGGCCAAACUCAAGCUGAAUCUGCAUGGGGAAGAAGGUGAAAUCAGUCCGCCGUUGGUAGGGAACCGUCGACGUGGGCGAGCAACUCAAGCCAGCGAACCAAUCGGACGGCGGGUCUUCAAUGAGCGCAAUAUGUUACGACAUCGUCGACCUCACGCCGACCUGGUAUAA
Phytophthora infestans T30-4 is the source of this 762-nucleotide messenger RNA. RefSeq lists its product as uncharacterized. Bases 1 to 762 code for a protein of 253 amino acids. The record is from RefSeq and is a predicted model, not a curated record. Gene Ontology annotation, molecular function: mechanosensitive monoatomic ion channel activity. Gene Ontology annotation, cellular component: membrane. Gene Ontology annotation, biological process: transmembrane transport. The transcript has 4 exons. NCBI's taxonomy places the organism in Eukaryota, Oomycota, Peronosporomycetes, Peronosporales, Peronosporaceae.